GCGGCCUAAAAUACAAUACACGCGGCACUGAUGUCUUAAUCUCACCGUACAGAGACUCCAACUCCAGAAACUUCUUUUCUUUAUACAGAAAUCAGAACUUUCCCAAUUCCUCAUCUGUAAUACUAAAGCUCAGAAAUCUGUAAUUUUAUUUUUUUUUAAUUAAAGAACUUCUUUUUUUAUUCAUCGAUCUGAUAAACAAUAGUUAGAGAAAAGAGAAAGAUAGAGGUAUUAUGGACUGGGGAACAGUAACAGCUGAAGAUCUAAUCGGUGCUUUAAGGGAAGUUGACUGGUCGACGCCACCGCGUCCGGUCAAUGAAUUCUUCUCUAAAUUCACUAUCCCAAGAUCUUACCCCAAGUGGGAUAGCCGCUUCAAGUGCAAUCUCUACUACUAUAGAUCGAACUAUUUUAUUUUGAUAAUGUUGGCUCUCGGAGUUGCAUGUAUUACAAGGCCGAUGGCUAUUGUUGCUACUGCUUUGACAGCUUUAAGCAUUGCUUUUCUUAAUGAUAGUUUUGCAGCUACCUUCAGUGAGAAGGUAACAAGAACUGUGAGAAAGGUCUCUCCACAUUGGGCAGCAAAGAUGAGGCCACCUCACAUGCCUGUUAUUCGCGGUCGUCCAUCAGCCAAAAAAUCAGUAUACAUCUGUGGCCAACCCCGUGGGGUGUUUGUCUUUUUAUUUUCAGCUGCCAGUUUUAUUCUGUGGUUUACUUCCAGUAGUCUGUGGACUGUGUUGUGGGCACUUGGAAUUGGCCUCCUUGUUACUGUUCUUCAUGCAAGUGCCAGAACACCUAAUCUGAAGGCCCGCCUCAACACAUUCCGCGAAGAAUUUCGUCAAGUGUGGCGCAAUUACAGUGAGCUUUGAUUAGCUUUAGAGUUUAGGGUUUUGGGGGUAUGUAAUUCCUGAUUUGCACCUAAAUUAAGCUGCAAAUUCUUUGUAAAUGUAAACAAAUAGUUUAGUCAUUUAUUUGGAGACUAUUGAGGAUUUAUAAAUUCUUACUUGUUUCUCA
Molecule: messenger RNA, 1005 nt
Organism: Ricinus communis (castor bean)
Lineage: Eukaryota; Viridiplantae; Streptophyta; Magnoliopsida; Malpighiales; Euphorbiaceae
Product: PRA1 family protein A3
Exons: 7
Coding region: 231-860 (209 amino acids)
Cellular component (GO): membrane
Source: RefSeq, a predicted model, not a curated record